Messenger RNA from Penicillium malachiteum, 315 nucleotides. RefSeq lists its product as uncharacterized. The record is from RefSeq and is a predicted model, not a curated record. NCBI's taxonomy places the organism in Eukaryota, Fungi, Ascomycota, Eurotiomycetes, Eurotiales, Aspergillaceae. The coding region runs from base 1 to 315 and encodes 104 amino acids. The transcript has a single exon.
AUGUCUUCCGAGCAGAAGCAGGAGCAGCCAAAGUCCGUGGCGGACCAAUCCACUAAGCAGAACACCCUACCCUCGGACCUCCAGGUCACAACAGUUGAGACGAUCUCCAUCAAGCCCACAAAGCGAAGCAUUCAAGCCGUUCGCGAGGUAGAGCAUUUCAAAAGCGAAAACACCGUUGUUCGUAUUUCCCCCUUCUUUAUCUCUUACGAAACGGCUAAUACUGAUUCAUUUGUAUUUUGUAAGGACACCUCAGUUAUGGUACCUGAGAGUUUGAUGCCUGGUGAAGAAGAAGAGGUUGUAUUAGACAGUUUCUAA